CUCCUACAUGCAACACCUCUAAAGGAAAUUCAUUAUAUUGUCGUGUUAUGUCACUACUCGAACUCAUGUUACUGCACUGGUUUGCUGAUUUAUAGAGGAUCUAAGAUCAAGGUUUACUAUUAAACAAGACUGAAGUGCUGUGGUAUUAAAAUUCAUCGUAUUAAGCAGACAAUGCCAGAGCUACUGGAACGGCUACCAAACGACCAGGUAGACCUCAAGAUAUUGUUGGUGGAUGGUUGUUCCCACAACUUCCUCUUCCUACCCUCAGCCAGCAGUAGGGAGAUCUCUCAACACAUUUACGAGCACUGGCCUGCAGAAUGGGAUAAGAAGAGCUCUGUGUUGAAGCCAGACAACUCACAAAUGCUGAGGUUCAUCUACCGAGGACGAUUUCUAGGACCAACAGUCACACUGUCUUCGUCGUCCAUUCCAGCUGGCAAGACAACCGUGCUACAUAUGGUGAUUAGAGAGACAAUACCAGAAAAUUCCUCGUCAGGUGUGUCCUCACAGUCGAAAGCUCCCGGACUACCUGAAAGCCGAUGCUGUGUCAUAUUGUGAACUGUUAUUAUUUCAUUUUAAUCAACACUACUAACAUACAUUUAUCAUUUAUCAUUUUAUUUAUUUUGCUUGCACAUUUGUCCGACCUUUUCACUCACUUUCUGUUGCAGAAAUUAUAUAAUAAUAAUAAAUCAUUUAUUGACAUCA
Molecule: messenger RNA, 702 nt
Organism: Halichondria panicea
Lineage: Eukaryota; Metazoa; Porifera; Demospongiae; Suberitida; Halichondriidae
Product: ubiquitin-like protein 3
Exons: 6
Coding region: 172-555 (127 amino acids)
Source: RefSeq, a predicted model, not a curated record